AUGCCCGACAGAAACCCAGACAUGCCAUGUCAUGAUUUGUUCAAUGUGCGGUCCCGGGAAAUCCUGACUCUUUCCCAGGGCAAUUGUUUCAUCCCGACCUCGUUUUUUGUCGGUCCUGGGGCCUGGCGAGGGCCUCUAGAGGCCGAAACUGGCAGCACAAAUCGUCCGCCGUGUUCUUUCGCAACGAGAGCAUGUCUGGGGAUGGCCUCCUGCUGCGAGGGCAUCGUGGACCUAAGGGUGUUCUGCUGCAGCGCCCCCAUCGUCUGCACCGACGUCUGCGCUGGCGCACAGGCCCCGACUAUGCAGUGCCUCGUGUGCAGGCAGGCAGCCACCCAGUCCUCGCCGGCGUCGCUGCACGAGGCCAUGACGCCGCUGUCGGGCUGA
This is a messenger RNA of Prorocentrum cordatum, 384 nucleotides long. Lineage: Eukaryota; Dinophyceae; Prorocentrales; Prorocentraceae. The record is from the annotation of a GenBank genome assembly.